This is a messenger RNA of Drosophila eugracilis, 955 nucleotides long. RefSeq lists its product as uncharacterized. Lineage: Eukaryota; Metazoa; Arthropoda; Insecta; Diptera; Drosophilidae. Bases 95 to 805 code for a protein of 236 amino acids. The record is from RefSeq and is a predicted model, not a curated record. The transcript is spliced from 2 exons.
AGGUUUUCAGAAAACUACUUCAAGUGUCACAGAAAAACAUUAAAUAUAUAUUAGUUAUACAAGCAAUUUCAAAAAGUUGAACUUUGUUUCCCAAAUGGCUUCACCUAAAAUCCUAAAUAAACUGCUAAAAGAAGCUCCCAAGGAUAGCAAAGGUAGCAAAGAGCUUGCAGAGCUACAGAGACUGAUUGUAGAGCUGAUGAAGCCUCGCCUGGGCCAGCUCAGUCACAUCUCAAAGGUUUGCAUGGUGCCAGCCACCAGAGAUCAAUUCCAGGAUCCCUCCGAGGACUGGUGGCCAGAUUAUGAACUGCAGUCGGAUUGGCAUGCCAUAACCGAUAUGAAUGGUCUUCUGGUAUACACUCAGGAAGCUCUUAAAGGAAUGCCGGAUGAUCUAAGAGCCAUCAGUGAAAAAUUUGAUUAUGCUUAUUCGGUAGCAAAGCCCGAAACUAUUCACUAUAGACCAAAAAACUAUAUCAUAGUAGGCGAACUAAUAGAAGACAUGCAAGACUUUGUGAUUAACUUCGGUCGCCUGUGCACCAAGAAUCUCGAUGAGCGGAGAACCCUUCUCGAUCUAGCUUUGCUAACCAUGGACACUGCUGACCGGAUUAAGGUGAAGAUCUUUGAUGAACGCACCUUUGUCCAACUGCAAUCGCGAAUUGAUAAUCUAAGCAACUUCAUCAAGGACUUCUGUGCCCUGUUCGAUGCCAAAGUGGAGUUGAAGAAGGAUUCGAAAUCUGUACACUUUGAUAAGCCUGUUAAACGCCAGGGACCGCUUCCAACGGUAACCAUUGAUAGGGCUAGGACUUAAGCCAGAUCGAUCAGGAAGUCAUCUCGUUCUUUAUUCCCAAGGCAUGGCUUCCAACCGCUUUCAUUGUACAAUACCCCCACACCACCACACUCAAAACAGGCACAGAUACAUGACUCCUUGGCGUGGGCGGUAAUAAAGAGUUCGCCUCCA